This is a messenger RNA of Malus domestica (apple), 1496 nucleotides long. Its product is annotated as (R)-mandelonitrile beta-glucosyltransferase-like. The record is from RefSeq and is a predicted model, not a curated record. Gene Ontology annotation, molecular function: quercetin 3-O-glucosyltransferase activity; quercetin 7-O-glucosyltransferase activity. NCBI's taxonomy places the organism in Eukaryota, Viridiplantae, Streptophyta, Magnoliopsida, Rosales, Rosaceae.
CGUUAGGUUUCUUAUAGAGAGAGAGAGAGAGAGAGAGAGAGAGAGAGAGAGAGAGAAUGGACUCAAAUGGUUUGAAAGAGAAGCCACAUGCAGUUUGCAUACCAUUCCCAGCUCAAGGUCACAUAACCCCCAUGCUGCAGUUAGCCAAACUCCUCAACUACAAAGGUUUUCACAUAACCUUUGUCAACACAGAGUUCAACCACAAACGCCUGCUUAGGUCCCGAGGUCCCGACUCUCUUGACGGUCUUCCCUCCUUUAGGUUCGAAACCAUUCCCGAUGGCCUCCCUCCAACUGAUGUCAAUGCCACUCAAGACAUAUCCACUCUAUGCCUUUCGAUUAGAAAAACUUGCCUAGCACCCUUCAGAGACCUUAUUUCCAAACUCAAUUCUUUGCCAAACUCCCCCCCUGUAACUUGCAUAGUUUCUGACGUUGGCAUGACCUUGACUCUUGAUGCAGCCCAAGAAUUGGGCAUCCCGGAUGUUAUGUUCCAGACAGCAAGUGCUUGUGGCUUGAUGUGCUGCCUUCAGUAUCGCCCUCUCAUUGAAAAGGGUUUUAUUCCCCUUAAAGAUGCAAACUAUUUGGACACUGUGUUAGACUGGAUACCGGGCAUGAAAAAUAUUAGAUUGGGGGAUGUGCCGAGCUUCUUGAGAACCAAAGAUCCAAAUGACAUAAUGCUUGAUGUUCUGAUGGUUGAGCUUGAACGAGCUCAAAGAAGGGCAUCUGCUAUAAUUUUAAACACGUUCGAUGCAUUGGAGCAUGAUGUUGUAGAUGCACUUUUAACUUUGCUACCACCCGUUUACUCAAUAGGACCCCUAUAUCUACAACUCAAUCAGAUCCCAGCAGAUAACAAGCUGAAUUUAAUUGGAUCAAACCUAUGGACAAACGAAUCAGAGUGUCUUGAAUGGCUUGACUCUAAAGAACCCAACUCGGUCGUUUAUGUCAAUUUCGGAAGCAUCACAGUCAUGACAGCAGAGCAGCUAACUGAGUUUGCUUGGGGACUUGCAAACAGCAAUAUGACCUUUCUGUGGGUGAUUAGGCCUGACCUUGUUGGUGGGGAUUCAUCUGUGGUUCCUGCAGAGUUUUUCGUACAGACCAAAGAAAGGAGUUUAUUAGCAAGUUGGUGUCCUCAAGAACAAGUUUUGAACCACCCGGCUAUAGGAGGGUUUUUAACACACUGCGGAUGGAACUCAACUCUUGAAAGCUUGUGUGGUGGAGUGCCCAUGAUCAUUUGGCCCUUUUUCGCAGAGCAACAAACCAAUUGUAGGUUCUGUUGCAAAGAGUGGGGCGUCGGCAUGGAGAUCGAGGGUGAAGUUAAAAGAGAUUACGUAGAGGGACUUGUGAGAAAGUUGAUGGAGGGAGAGGAGGGCAAAGUGAUGAGGAAGAAAGCCUUGGAAUGGAAGAAGUUAGCAAAAGAGGCCACCACUGGUCCCAAUGGGUUAUCUUUUUUGGACUUGGAUAAAAUAAUUAACCAGGUGCUUCUAUCUCGGAGGAAUUAG